Messenger RNA from Bombina bombina (fire-bellied toad), 2537 nucleotides. RefSeq names its product progestin and adipoQ receptor family member 5 (gene PAQR5). The record is from RefSeq and is a predicted model, not a curated record. Gene Ontology annotation, cellular component: membrane. The transcript is spliced from 9 exons. The coding region runs from base 496 to 1641 and encodes 381 amino acids. Gene Ontology annotation, molecular function: signaling receptor activity. NCBI's taxonomy places the organism in Eukaryota, Metazoa, Chordata, Amphibia, Anura, Bombinatoridae.
GUGCUUGUGACUGAGUUAGGGUGACAGGGUCUUCAUUAUGGGGAUAUUUUAUUAAAAUGAUGUGCAGCAGGGUUGCUUCUAAGUUAUGAUUUCUCACAAACCUGAGUGUAGCCAGUCAGACUGUAUUUUUAAUAAGGAUAACGUUUAAACCGUUCAUAUUAAAUAUUUUCCUGAUUUCGAUUUCUAGAUCUUUGCAGGUAAAUGUGAGGCUGGUUUGGGUGUUGGUAUUCAGAUUACUCUUUAACUAACCCAUCCCAUACUGGUUACUUAUUAAACCAUGAAAUAUUUUCCUGGGAUUUAAAACUUUUUUUUUUUUUUUAACUUGACAUUGAAUUAUAAAUAAAUAAAAGUCUCUGCAGAUUGGGCUUGAUUGUCACAGAAAGGGGAGUGGUGGUUUGAUUCUAAGUGUAACGUUGCACUGUUUCCAGCGAGGGACUCUGAUUUAUUUUUGAGAAGGUCAGCCUGAACUCUGCACAAAGCAAAGCGUGGGAUUAAAUGGAAACAGAGACAUCACGUAAGAGUCAACAGGAGUUCAGUAGGGAAACCAGAGAUCAAAAAGAACAGCACAGGGGAGUGAGGUACAAUCUACGAGUCAGGACCAUGUUAUCCUGGAAGCUACCACGAUUACUGACAGUCCAGCAAGUUCCAAAAGUGUUCCAUGAAGAAAGCAUUAUCAGUGGAUAUCGCUCCCCAAGGAGCUCAGCCACUGCAUGUGUCCUCAGUCUAUUCCAGAUGACCAAUGAGACUCUAAACAUCUGGACACAUUUCAUACCCACCUGGUACUUCCUAUGGAGGAUGUUAACGCUUCUGUAUUCUCCUGGCUCCUGGGACGACCCAUUCUUAUGGCCUCUCCUGGUUUUUCUCCUGUCUUGCUGCAUCUACCCCUUGACAUCAAGCUGCGCUCAUACCUUCAGCGUCAUGUCCGUCCAGGCCCGGCACAUCUGCUUCUUCCUGGAUUAUGGAGCAGUUAGUCUAUAUAGUUUGGGAUCAGCCGUUGCUUAUUCUGCAUAUGUUUUUCCGGACCGGUGGGUGAACAGUCCCUUCCAUCGCUGGUAUGUGACAUGUGCUGUGCUAAAUACCGUCAUCUGCACAGGAUUGUCGUGCUACUCCAGACUGGGGGCUCCUGUCCUGCACUAUAACAAGUUCCUGAUAGAAAGGUUCCAGGAGGAAACCCGCCCACGCCUUAGCAAGGUUCUGCGCACAGGAGCCUUUGCAUACCCCUACUUGUUUGACAGCCUUCCCUUAUUUUACAGGCUGUUCCUGUGCUCUGGCAGUGGUUGCACACAGAAUGCUUCCAUCAUAAUACACAAAUGGCACACUAUCUUCGCAUUCCUUACGGCUUUCCUGUUCUCCACACAUCUACCGGAAAGGUUGGCCCCUGGACACUUUGAUUAUGUGGGUCACAGCCAUCAGCUGUUCCAUGUGUGCGCUGUUUUGGGCACUUAUUUCCAGUUGGAAGCUCUGAUUAAGGAUAUGACUCUGCGCCGGGAUUGGCUACUUGAAAGUUCACCUGUUCCAUCAUUCUCUAGCACCCUGGGAGCAUGGAGCACAGGGAUGGCCAUAAGUCUGCUAGUCAUCAUGGCCUUCUCCUGGGGUCUCUAUUGGAAGCCUGUCACACAAAGGAAGAAGCAAAACAACUGAAAUGGUUGGAUAUUGAAAGUUAUUUAAGUUAUGCGGCAUAUUUGUGUACAAAUACUCUGAUUUAGUACGUAUGUCAAUACUACAAGUAUUCUGAUGUCUCUGCCACGUUGUUUAACAUGAAAAUCACAUGGAACUUAACUGUCAUUGGUGACAUAAACAAUACAAGAUGUGCACCAUUAUGUCUGCAGAACUGCACUACAAGUACCAGAGUAUACAGCACAGUCAACAAAAGAUAUUACUUUAUCCAAACCUUUGCUACUAAGUUCAUCUGCUACUGUUCCAAGUCCUUCUGUAUUCACCCUCUAAAUUGGCUCACUAGCAAUCUGUCUGUUUUCUUACAUCUGUCCUUCUAUAAAGACUUUUGCACUGAUAGCAUCCACAUAUCAGUAUCAUGCCAAGUUGCAGGCAUUGGUGCCUUCAUAUCUAGUACUCUUAAAUGUCUAGGACUACAUAUUGCACUAACGUAUGUGACCUUAUACACAUUCAUCACACUCCUAAGCUCAUUAGAUGCAUCAAAUCUGACAAGUGAAGGUUAAAAGUUCCAAUAGCAACACAAUCCAGGAACUUCUCUAUUAGCUGGGCACAAGCUCAUAUGGGCAUUUUAACAAGAACCUGUUAAUUUCAGGGGCAUAUUCUAUGGAUAGCACAACAAAACAAUAACUAUGAUAGGAACUUGUACUAUCUUGGUAUCACUCACUACGCAGUUUCUUUGGGAUGUCUUGCAGCCGUCCAAAGGCUGAGAUAACUGUUCAUUACAUUAAUGAUUCUAGGUCAGAUCACACAACCAAUCUUAAUCAUUGACUGUACAUUGUGAUCUGUUUAUAAAGGCUGGGUUUUAUAUGAAUAUUAUUUUUUGUUAUAUAACUAACAAAAUAUAUUUAUUUAAAAAAAAAAAA